UAGCCAAUUCUCUUUCCUUCUCUCUGCCUCCAAACGUGUGACUUGCAGGGAGAAGCCGGGACCUGGAGCCAGGGGGACUGCACCAGCAGCUGACACCCCACCGCAGCCAUGAGCCUGGAGCCCCCAAAGCUGGAGAUCAAGUCGGCCACCAGGGUGACUGGAGGGCCAGUCACCCCCAGGAAAGGGCCCCCCAAAUUCAAGCAGAGGCAAACCAGGCAGUUCAAGAGCAAGCCACCCAAGAAGGGGACCCAAGGGUUCGGUGAUGACAUCCCUGGCAUGGAGGGGCUGGGAACAGACAUCACCGUGAUUUGCCCCUGGGAAGCUUUCAGUCACCUGGAACUCCACGAGCUGGCGCAGUACGGCAUCAUCUAGCCAGCCCUGAGCGUGUGUCUCAUGGCAGCCCUCGGAUUGUCACUAUUUAUA
Molecule: messenger RNA, 423 nt
Organism: Terrapene triunguis (Three-toed box turtle)
Lineage: Eukaryota; Metazoa; Chordata; Testudines; Emydidae
Gene: PDE6G
Product: phosphodiesterase 6G
Exons: 3
Coding region: 109-372 (87 amino acids)
Biological process (GO): positive regulation of G protein-coupled receptor signaling pathway; visual perception; positive regulation of epidermal growth factor receptor signaling pathway
Cellular component (GO): photoreceptor outer segment membrane
Molecular function (GO): 3',5'-cyclic-nucleotide phosphodiesterase activity; cGMP binding
Source: RefSeq, a predicted model, not a curated record